Molecule: messenger RNA, 2618 nt
Organism: Acanthopagrus latus (yellowfin seabream)
Lineage: Eukaryota; Metazoa; Chordata; Actinopteri; Spariformes; Sparidae
Gene: rangrf
Product: RAN guanine nucleotide release factor
Exons: 2
Coding region: 184-765 (193 amino acids)
Biological process (GO): protein import into nucleus; regulation of sodium ion transmembrane transporter activity; regulation of membrane depolarization
Cellular component (GO): nucleus
Molecular function (GO): guanyl-nucleotide exchange factor activity; small GTPase binding; transmembrane transporter binding
Source: RefSeq, a predicted model, not a curated record
CAGUUUAUUUUUGACUAAAACACCUGCCAGUCUUAGGGUGUGUUUGCCCCACCUAUAGGUGGCAGCAGUGCGCAUGACGUGUGUUUAGAGUGGCUAACAAUUGAGGCGUAGAAGAAGAAGAGAAACUUCUUAACCGGAAGUCCGAGUUGUAGCAGUUGAGCUGCUCGCAGUCUUCACGUGGAGAUGCAGAGUGCUGCAGGCGGCGCGGGUCCGACUCAUCCUCUGUUUGGAGGAGCGCUGUCAGCUGUCCUCCCUCACAGCAUCACGGACGUCAGUGAGCUGAGGGAGAUCCCGGACAACCAGGAGGUGUUUGCCCACGCACACACCGACCAGAGCCUGAUCGUGGAGCUGGUGGAGUACCAGGCUCAGGUGGCAGACCAAGAUGCUGCCAGGUAUCACUUUGAAGACAUAGCAGGCAGCAACAAAGCUUUAGAACCAGGCGCUUUUGAGGUGACCAGUGUGGUGUCCAUGUCCAAAUCCGAGCUGUCCCUGUCAGACUGCAGCUCUGCGUGGAUGCUGACUGGGACACAGUGUGUGUCCAAAUUCAACGAAGAAGCGAGGAACACAGUGACCCUCCACCUGGGCCUCUUCCGUCUGCCUCAGUUCUCCACAGAUGUCCUGAUAACCUUCAAUGACCCGCAGAGUAUCAGCCCUGACAGCAGCAGUGCUGCUUCAGUGGGGACACACAGGGAGCCAUGGUCAGUGCAGGACUUCCAACGCUUGUUGCAGACUCUGACUCUGCACGACUCAGGACUGUUUGGGUAGACGACGACCGCAGGACUUCACCUGAUUACAGAUUUAAUCUCAGACACUUUUAAACACAUUCAGACUGUGAUUUGCUGGCGGCUUAUGAGAAUCUGACCUGCAGCAUGCUUUGGCUCCCAUCCAAAGAAGAAAUCCUUUUGAGUGUAGUUUCUGUCCCUUACGUUACACAUACGGAUACAAGUUAUGUUCUUUCUUUGAUGUUGACUUUGUUCUGACAACUAAAAUUGAACUGAGAACCAAACAUCUCAUGUCAUAAUACAUGAUUUUUUUUUUAUUUUUUUUUUUUACAUUACCUGAUCAAGAUUUAUCUGUAGGUUUAAAACAGGGUAAUUCAGUGUGUGCUCUCAGAGAUCAGACUACUAUCAUCAAAUCGAUGUUACUUUUAAGGCUUUUCUGUUUUAUGUGAAGGUAUGCAUGUGAGAGAACUAUGAGAAUCCAGAUGAAUAACAAAUGUAGUGGACACUCAAAUUUUCCAUUUCUCUGUUUCCCACCACAUUCUCCCCUUUUCUCACCCUUUUCCUACUCAGUCUCAAGCCAUUCCUGGCCUCUCUUCCUUCAUUUUACUUAAUUUCUGCCACCAUCCUUCAGCAUGUUUUAAUGCUCAAACAUGUAGAUACAAACACAACUAAUGCAGAGUAGAACCUAGCUGGUAUUUAAUGCACAAUCACCCCCUUACAGGACCACCCAGCAGCAUGUUUUUGCUAAAUUGCUAGUUCAAUCAAAAAAAACCUUGUGUCGAUCCUUUAUCAUUGUAACUGAUAUUAUUAAUGUCACACUCUCUCAUGCCACCGCACACUGCUCUAAAUCUCCCCGCGAUGUUAAUGAAAACACGUGAUUAAUGGCAAAGGUCGAAGCAGAAGUCAGAAGGCUAGAGGUGAAUUGAGAGUCCACACAGAAACUCCCUCUGGGGCAGUUAAAAUGCAGCUAAUAUUCUUCGUCUUCAGUGGAACUAGAGUUUGGUCAUAAACGGUGAAAACUGAGAGGACCAGUCCCAGCAGGAAUAUGUAUUAGGUCAACUGUUUCCAUCGCUCACUGCAGUGGCCUCAUGGUGAAAUAAUUCAUGACUCUUAACCCUGAAAAACCCUGGAAAGACUUCAUUCGACGGUGAGUUAGGUGAAACACAGAAUUUAUGGAAUGGAAACUGACCCUCAUUAUUUGUUGCUCUGAAGCUUAAAACCAGCCCUCUUGGAUUUGGAAGUGUAAAAGAAGUUAUGUUCCCUUAGUUCCUUAGUGCUGUUUGUUUUGAAGAAAAAUAGUUUUGACUUAAGUCUGCUAUUAAAAAGAAAAAAACUCAUCACUGCGAGAGCAUUCAGGUAAGCCUUGCAUAACAAAUAAGAGGAAGUUCAGCCCGUCUCCACAAAGCCACAUCAAACCCUCCUCAUCCUCUGGUGCAAUCAUGAUGGAUUAAGAUCUCAUAAAGUCAGGCAUCUUCCCCUCAGUGAUCCCACUCUAUAGCAAAUCCCUUCCUCCUUAACCACAACAGCAAAAAAAAACCCUCCCUCCUACUAGCCAGGAUAAACGUGCUGUUAUUGGUUCUCUUUGUAAUUAAAAAGUCUGAAAACAUCCUGUAUUUCAGACCUGAUGAGGGGUUUGGAACAUCUUAGACAUCUGAGUUAAAGGUCAUGCCAGGAGACAGUUUGUGAGGCGCUAGGGAUUUUUCCAGCCGACGACAGAACAGCUACUGGGUUACUACAGUGCAGUGGCUUCAAAUGUUUUGGGCUUCUGAUACUUUGUCAUAUGCUUGCACACAUGUGAGCAGUUUAACAAGAGAACGAUUGUUCCAAACGUCAGAGGAGGCAAGAGUAAGCAUGUGUAUUCUUUGGCUAAUAAAUAAAGAAACUAUUAUUUUCUCA